Messenger RNA from Pecten maximus, 1725 nucleotides. RefSeq lists its product as uncharacterized. The record is from RefSeq and is a predicted model, not a curated record. NCBI's taxonomy places the organism in Eukaryota, Metazoa, Mollusca, Bivalvia, Pectinida, Pectinidae. Gene Ontology annotation, molecular function: zinc ion binding. The transcript has a single exon. The coding region runs from base 1 to 1725 and encodes 574 amino acids.
AUGGCCUGUCCCGUGCACGAAAAUCCGAAGAUAAUGGUGUGUAUACCGUGUAAAUCUGCUGUGUGUGAUGUUUGUAUAGAAGCCGAUCAUAUUGGACACCAAUUCCAAACACUGAAAAGUGCGGCCGAGAAUGUUAUUGGGGAUCUAAAGAAAUCUGUUGAAAUUCAAGAUUAUAUGAAAAUUGAAAAAGAAUUCGAGCAUCUUUCAGCAAAAUGUCAAACAGAAAAGGAGCAUGCAGUCAGAACGAAACAAGAACUUCUUGACAGACGAGAUCAGAUCAAACAAGUAUUAGAUCACGUGACAGAAAAAGCUGUAAUCAAACUGGAACAACACAACAACUUUCUGUUUGAGGAAUUAGAUAAAGUGAAAAACAAUGCAGAAGAAAAGUGUAAAGCCAUUCGAGAUUUUAAAGAUGAUGUGCAAAGGCUUACUACCUCACACAUGUACCUGGAUGUUUUGGAAAAAGGAUGGAAAAUGAACCCUCCGGUAAUCAUUCCAUUGGAAUAUCCGAAUGUAUCCACACUCAUUUUCACACCUGGUACACCAGUAGAUGAAACUAACAUAGACAUGUUAUUUGGUCAGCUUGAACACCAGGAUUUGGAUUCCACGUUCCACAAUGAAGGCAAAACUUCCUCCCCAGAGAUAGGACAAGUUGAUACCAACAUGUUUUCAACACCCAGCAUCUGUUCUGCUGACCUGUUUGGAGAGGGGCCUGAGGGAGACCCGCCACACUUAUUUCGUGAAAGUGACGAGUCUACACAACUCAAAUCGCAUUCAAACAUUCAAAGGCUCAAAUGUGAUGUAACACUAGAUUAUCAACAUUCUUUUGAACAUGAUUCUACAGUACGGGUUAUGAAACCAACAACAGGAGGAAAAUGUUGGAUCAGCCAUUAUGGUGGAAAACCAAUUAACCUGGUAGAUAAAAAUGGUGACAUAAUCGAGGUUAUACCCGACGAGAUAGAUGACGUUAGGGACGUGUUCUGUUCCCCUGUGAAAAACCGAAUCUUGAUGGCGCACUGCAAGAAAAAGUGUAUCAAACGUGUAACGAUAAAAGAAAAUAAAAACAAAGGGAAAACUAGCUUUGCAACUUCUCCUUGGGCUCGCACAGAGCCAUUGAGGCCUUAUUCCUUGUGUAUGGCACCAAAUGGUGACAUCAUUGUCGGACUUACCGACAAAAAGUCCUGGUCAAAAGAACCCGAUUCCACCUCAGUACUGGUCAGGUACAACAGAAAUGGGAAGGAACUAGCUAGAGUUGAAAAGGAUGGACAUGGUCAAGACUUGUUCGUUUGUCCUUUCAAGAUUAGCACAAACACUACAGGUUCAGUGGCUGUUGUGAAUUUUACUAAAGAGAGACUAGGGGCUAGUCAUUUGGUGCUGUUAGAUAACAAUCUCAAUCUGACACACCGAUACAUUGCCCACGGAGUCACUCUUCCUGCUGAAGAUCCACUACCUGAACUAACUGGAAAGUUAGCGAUUACUGACGUGUUGUUCAAUCACCAGAAUCUAAUACUUGUCAGUGAGGGUCAAUCAAGAACAGUACAGCUGUUAGAUCCUAUGUGUAACCUACUGAAGGUUUUGGUUACAGACCUCCAAACCUCUCCAAUUUCUCUGGCUCUACAUGGUAAUGGGGAUCUCUGGGUGGGAUUACGUGGAGGAGAACUACAAGUAUUCCAACACACCAUUGAUUUUGUGCCUGAGGGAAAUAAACACUUGAACACAAACUAA